Molecule: messenger RNA, 760 nt
Organism: Drosophila biarmipes
Lineage: Eukaryota; Metazoa; Arthropoda; Insecta; Diptera; Drosophilidae
Exons: 2
Coding region: 41-676 (211 amino acids)
Source: RefSeq, a predicted model, not a curated record
GGGCAACGAUCAGUCUCCAUCGAGCAGCGAUCGCGGAAGCAUGGCGAGAUCAGAGCUCAGUUCGAGGCUUCUUAUCGGCAUCUCCGCCUGGUCCGUGGGCCUGGGUCUUAUCUGCCUGACAGGCGCAGCACAAGUCCCAGAGCGCAGUCAGAGCACCCUGGCGGAGAACACAAUUCAGGCGGUGGAAAGACUCUUCAACCGGGUUCUCAUCUCCACCACCGAGGAUGCCCGCCAAAGACUUCCCCACCUUCCGGCCAACGAGACCAUCGAUAGGCAGUACUUCGAGGAACUGGACUUGGUUGCCGGAAACGAGGACUACUACAGCACCGCGUACUACAUCUUUGCCUGGAUCAACAGCGAUCUGAUGUACAACAAGUCGCCUGACAAACUGCUGGUCGAAGUUCUGCCGGGCGAGAAGAUCGCCAUUCGCAACUUUUUCGGCAAGGUCAAGCCGUUUCUUGCCAAGUAUCUGCAAGUCAGUCGCCAGGACAGGUCGGAGUUGAUUUCCAAUAUCACCCGGUUGGCCGACGAAACCGAUGACAGUCUGAUCAUGUCCUAUCUGGAAUUUCCCCAAACCCUCAAGGGGCAACUGCCUGAGCUCCACCUCAUGGACUAUACCAAGCUGGCCCAGGCCCUGGUGCAGGGCGUGGCCAGGGGCAUUUGGACGAAUUCGUAGUUCGUUUCUAUAAAUUAUAAUACAUACAAUAUAACACAGACAAGCUAUAAAUAAAAUAAAUUCAAACAAUGGUUUAAAGUGAAA